UGUCCGAGACUGUUCCGAUUGCAAAGAGUUUGAACAUGACGCCCGUUUGCCCCCAGAUCCAACAAGCAAUUCAUGGUUUCCGGAGUCCUCAAAGAAGAGCAGGCAUAUCAAAAUGCCAAAGCGAAGCAUCCGAAGUAGACCAAGGUCCCACACACAGCGCCCAUGCGGACUAGAAGGACCAACUUGCGCGUCGUCAAAGAGGUGGCCUUUGACGGUCACCGAUUCGAAAUCUCCAUCUCUCGCAAGAGGCGCAACAACGCACUGGGCGACGCCUCUGUGACCUCGGACAGCGAUUCAGAUGAGUACCAGCCGGACAGCUCUGAAACGGACUCAGAAGAUGAACUGGAAGACGAGCAUCGCCUAAAACGCGUCAAACUUGCGAGACAGACAUCAAGGCCUUCAGAAAGUGACAAUGACUCCGAAACGGUCGAUCAAUUAUCGAAGGGUCUGCCUCUCAGACAAACUCGUGCAGCUUCGAUGAACCCGCAGAGGUCGGCUGGAUUGAACAGGACCCGUCAGAAACCCAACUCGCAAACGAAAAGGAAGCGGUCCCCCAGCUGUGGUUGCGCGGAGCACUCGUCAAGCCCGGAGAGAAAUGGCGCGCAACAGAGAAGGCGGCUAGGGAAGAAAUCAGCGAAGAGAGCAAGAAUAUCGACGUCAAUUGCACAUGCAGAGGAGCCAUCGCCUGUAAUCAAGCAAGAGCGAGCAGAGGAGGAUGCACUCUCUCAGGCUCGGGCGCGGAGUAUGGAGCUGCUUGCCAAUCUUCAGGAGGUGAAGCAGUGGUUGGAAAAUGCGAACAUAAGGAAAGGUGUGUAGAAACUGCUGUCUUGUAAACUUCGAUUCUGAUAAGGGAUUAAUGCUAAGUUAGAUGUUCCAGUGCACAUUCGAGAUGGUCCUCAUCCGACGCGGGCGUGAAGGGGUAGCGGGGUGAUACUGGUGCUUUUGAGGCGAAAAAUUCCGCAAACGAUCGAUGGCCUGUUGAGUUGGAGUUCUAUUGCUUGGAUGUACAAGUGUAUAAGGAGAAUAUCAAGGUAUUGCGGAACUCCUGUUGUGUCGUGUUUUGGGUUUCGACGGGAAUAGAGACGUAUACUGUGCUUGUGUAGCCUGUCUGCGGCAAUCGCUAGUACAGAUAGUUCUUUCCCAACUGGGUUUAGCGUGUUCAAUUGUGAAGCAUCGACAGCUGCACCCUAUCAUCACUUU
This is a messenger RNA of Westerdykella ornata, 1200 nucleotides long. RefSeq lists its product as uncharacterized. The transcript has a single exon. The record is from RefSeq and is a predicted model, not a curated record. Lineage: Eukaryota; Fungi; Ascomycota; Dothideomycetes; Pleosporales; Sporormiaceae. The coding region runs from base 163 to 816 and encodes 217 amino acids.